Molecule: messenger RNA, 1728 nt
Organism: Mugil cephalus (flathead mullet)
Lineage: Eukaryota; Metazoa; Chordata; Actinopteri; Mugiliformes; Mugilidae
Gene: c11h8orf76
Exons: 8
Coding region: 144-1121 (325 amino acids)
Molecular function (GO): protein binding
Source: RefSeq, a predicted model, not a curated record
GUCAGUCCAGGAGGACAUAAACAAAUAAGUGUGGCUGGAGUUGUGUGCUUCGUUUGGAAACUGGGGAGUUCUGGAUUAAUUAGAGCGAAUGCUUGUUGAACUAAUUUUUAUGUGUAUAUUUAUAUACCUUUAUCCGGUUCCGAAUGGAGAUAUUAGGUAGCACGUUUGACGAUUCCGUGUUUUCUGAGGCCAGAGACCGAGUGUGUGUGUCUCUGUCCUCUUACAACGCCAAACUGUGUGAGUCUGAGUGGUUUUGUGACAGUGCUGCUCUGGAUACUGAUGAUUCUUUGGAGAAGCAGAAAGUCUACAAGUUUAGAGGAGACUUGGCUGUUAGACAAGGAAACUAUCAGAAAGCCUUGGAGGCAUACAGCAGCUGCCUGCAGUGGAUCGCUGACAACAACCUGACCAUCAGACGAGAUGUACUGGAGGGAAUGGCCCGAUGCUGCACCAAACUGGGACAGAGAGACAGGGCACUGGACUUGGCUGAUUUGCUGAGCAAAGAAGCCUCCAACACCUGUCACCUGACCAGCCUCCUGCUGCUUAAGGUCAGCAUCUAUGAGCAUUUUGGAGCCGCAGGAUCCAAGACGUUGUGUCUGCAGCAGCUGUGUAGCCUGCUACCGUUCAACCCCUGGCACUGGUUCAGCCUGGGUCAGACGUGUUUGCAGCUGCUGGAGAAUAAAAGAACCUCAGGAUCCUGUUCUGCCAUGAGAUGUAAAACAGAAGCACAUCAGGAGGAUGGGGCGACUGAGGAGCAGCAGGAGGAGGCGGCAGAGCUCAGUGAGGACAGGAUUCGUCUCAAAGCUUGUGCCUGUUUCAUCAGGACAAGACUCCUGUUGAGAAUCCUUCGGCAGCAGCAGUCGUCCUUUGUGUUGCAGCGCAGUCAAAAUGUGCUACAGAUGUCAGAAGAUGAGCUGCAGCGACUAAAUCUCAAAGAAACAACACUGCAGGCUCUCACUGAGGUGAUGUCAGAGGACUUGAUCCCAGAGAAGAUGAGGGAGGACUACCAGGACGGAGAGAGUCUGACCAGUGCGUGUUUGCAGAGCUUCAGAGAGCGCUGGUGGAACAAGAUCUUACUGACAGACGUGUUAGAGACUGACGAGACACAUAGAUACAAGUCCUGAUGAUCCUGUGUUGAAUGUUUACAGAGAAGUCGGCAGAGAGGAGAGGACUGAAGAAGAUGCUUUAGUGAAAUAUAAAAGUGUAAAUACCAGCGUCACACAAUUUGAAAUGUCUGUGUCUCUAUUCAGUGACCUAAGUGUAUGCUUUGCCUUAAUAAAUGUUCUUUUAGCCAUUUUAAAAGAUUUAAAUGAUUUUAACUGACAUAUGUGAUGUUUAGAUCCACUUUUUUAAAGCAUAAACUGUGAAGUCAGUGUGUUAAAUCUACCAUGAUCUGGUACGCGUUACCCAGACGGACCACUUUUCUUCCACCUUGUUCUUGUAGUUGAGCUUGGCAAUCUUAAUAGCCCUCUUGGAUGGUCAACUGCAGCUUCUCACCCAGCAACAAAGGCUGGAUGGUGUUGAAGGCACUGGAGAAAUCAGAGAAUGUGAUUGUCACUGCGCCUCCACCACCAUCCAGGUAUAAGAGAAUGAGCUGCAGCAGGUAGAUGACAGCGUCAUCCUGAAGUGUGAGUCUGCUAUAAGCAUUGAUUGGACACGGUGUGUAUGUGUGAUCACUCGUGCUGUAUCACUGCAGAAAGAUUCAAAAUAAUUUCUUGCAUCCCCCUGUGA